Messenger RNA from Choloepus didactylus (southern two-toed sloth), 941 nucleotides. It is a transcript of the gene HYI, whose product is annotated as hydroxypyruvate isomerase (putative). The record is from RefSeq and is a predicted model, not a curated record. The transcript is spliced from 8 exons. Gene Ontology annotation, molecular function: hydroxypyruvate isomerase activity. Gene Ontology annotation, biological process: glyoxylate metabolic process. NCBI's taxonomy places the organism in Eukaryota, Metazoa, Chordata, Mammalia, Pilosa, Megalonychidae. The coding region runs from base 54 to 887 and encodes 277 amino acids.
CGGCUUCCGGUCGGCCCCGGACUCUGCCCCAGGGCCUGUCAACACGGCCGGCCAUGGCUCCUCUGCGUUUCUCCGCGAAUCUGUCGUGGUUGUUCCCCGAACUCUCCGGCCUCCCCGCACGGCUCCGGGCCGCGGGCAGCUCGGGUUUCGAGGCCGCCGAGGUCGCCUGGCCAUACGCAGAGCCGCCGGAGGCGCUGGCGCGCUCGGCGCGGGACGCGGGACUGCGGCUGGUGCUGAUCAACACGCCCCCGGGAGACCAAGGGAAAGGGGAAAUGGGGCUGGGCGCCGUUCCUGGGAGGCAGGCGGCUUUCCGAGAGGGACUGGAGCAGGCUGUGCUGUACGCCAAGGCUCUGGGCUGUCCCAGCAUUCACCUGAUGGCUGGCCGUGUACCCUGGGGGGCUGACCGAGCAGCGGUCAAGAGUGAGAUGGAGACUGUUUUUCUGGAGAACCUGAGGCAUGCAGCUGGGGUUUUGGCUCAGGAGAACCUCGUGGGACUGCUGGAGCCCAUAAACACCCGCAUCACUGACCCCCAGUACUUCCUGGAUACCCCCCAGCAGGCGGCAGCCAUCUUAGAGAAGGUUGGAAGACCCAACCUCCAGUUACAAAUGGACAUAUUCCACUGGCAGAUCAUGGAUGGGAACCUGACAGGAAAUAUCCAGAAGUUCCUGCCCAUCAUUGGGCAUGUGCAGGUUGCACAGGUCCCAGGCCGGGGGGAACCUGGAAGCCCUGGAGAGCUGAACUUCCCCUACCUAUUCCAACUUCUGGAAGAUGAAGGCUACAAAGGGUUUGUGGGCUGUGAGUACCGGCCUCAAGGAGACACAGCAGAAGGCUUGAGUUGGCUCCGUUCAUACUGGGAUAGGCGAGGCCACCCACAUGCCUCUCCUUGAUAGCAAGUGAACAUCCCGUGUCUCCUUGGAAUUAAAGACAACUUGUGGAACAUU